Messenger RNA from Maudiozyma barnettii, 2553 nucleotides. RefSeq names its product phosphatidylethanolamine N-methyltransferase (gene CHO2). The record is from RefSeq and is a predicted model, not a curated record. Gene Ontology annotation, molecular function: phosphatidylethanolamine N-methyltransferase activity. The coding region runs from base 1 to 2553 and encodes 850 amino acids. The transcript has a single exon. NCBI's taxonomy places the organism in Eukaryota, Fungi, Ascomycota, Saccharomycetes, Saccharomycetales, Saccharomycetaceae. Gene Ontology annotation, biological process: phosphatidylcholine biosynthetic process.
AUGUCACAAACAAUCACUGAUACAGUUCCUUCAACGGAACUAUCAGAAGUAGAUAUGGCUACAUUAGCAAAGACAAGAUCCUCUGGGAUUUCUUUUGUGCCACCAGAGACUCAUGAUAUGGUAAGAUCUCUCUUUGAUCCUACUAUUAAAAAAUCAUUUCUAGAAUUAUGUAUUACUUCUGCUUUAUUAUUCAACUUCGUGGUUGCUUAUUUUAGUGUUCAAUGGUUUGGUAGAUCAUUUACACGUAAAUUAUACAUUUUGCAAUAUGUAUUUUGGAGAUUAUGUUAUAAUGGUGGUAUUGGUAUUGUAUUACAUUACCAAUCACAUUAUGAAACUUUAACAAAAUGGGCUAAAAAGUCACAAAUUUUUAAUAAAAAAAAUUCUAGUCUUUUAGGACGUUUUUUACAAUUCGAAGUUGGUGCAAAAUUACCUUCAAAGAAUAAAAUUUAUGAAUAUCCACCUGAAUUAACUACUUGGUUGUUAUUUCGUCAAUUCGUUGAUUUGAUUUUAAUGCAAGAUUUUGAUACUUAUAUCAUUUUCGUAUUUUUAUCUUUACCUGAUACAAAUUUAUCUGUAUUAUUUAAUUGGAAAUCAGUAUUAGGUAUAGUAUUAAUUCUUUUCAAUGUUUGGGUUAAAUUAGAUGCACAUCGUGUGGUUAAAGAUUUUGCUUGGUAUUGGGGAGAUUUCUUCUUUUUACAAACAAAUUCUGAAUUGGUAUUCGAUGGGGUAUUUAAUAUUUCCCCGCAUCCAAUGUAUUCUAUUGGUUAUUUAGGUUAUUAUGGUCUUUCUUUAAUUACAGGUGAUUAUCAAGUACUAUUAGUCUCAAUAUUAGGCCAUUUCUUACAAUUUUUAUUUUUAAAAUAUGUAGAGACUCCACAUAUUGAUAGAACAUAUGGUCAGGCUAAUGAUAAUGUUAUUAAUGGUAAUACUCCAGCCACAAUUGAUGAUUUAAUCGCUAAAGAAAAUUUCGAUUAUUCAAGACCUUUAAUAAGCACUGGUAUGUGGUUAACCAAUUUUAAUAAAUUAAGAAUUUCAGACUAUUUUACUGUUACAACAGUCUUAACAAUUGUAGCUUGGUAUAUUACAUAUUCUCCAACGCGUUUGACACUGUUCUUCUUAACAUUUUCAAUCAAAUUUUUGGAGUGGGUUAUAGUCGGUACGAUUCUUUAUAAACAAUCAGAAGAUAAAUGGUUUACAAAAUUAUUUAUGAAAAAUGGUUAUACUCAAUUGUAUUCAUUUCAACAAUGGCAAUUUAUUUACAAUUUUUCAUUGGUCCUUUCAUACACUCUUUUAACCAUUCAAACAAUUAAUAAUGUUCGUAUGAUACCAUUUAAGGAAGAAACAUACACUCAAUUGAUAUUUGGUUUAUUAUUAUGUGCAUUACAAGUAUGGUGUGACACAGAAAUUAGAGACGCAAUCUCUGAUUUUGGUUGGUUCUAUGGUGACUUUUUUUUAUCAAACUAUAUUACUUCAAGAAAAUUGACCUCUGAAGGUAUUUAUCGUUAUUUGAACAAUCCAGAAGCUAUUCUUGGUGUCGCCGGAAUUUGGGGUACUGUAUUGAUGACAAAUUUCGCUAAGGACAAUAUUGUAUUAGCAAGUCUAUGGACUUUCUCAAAUUUUAUGUUAGUUAAAUUUGUUGAAACACCACAUAUGGAGAAGCUUUAUGGUAGUGAACAAAGAAUUAGUGGUGUUGGGAAGACUUUAUUAUCUUUAAAACCUUUGAAACGUGUCUCUGAGAUCGUUGAUAACAUCGAACAUAUUAUAAUGAGAUCUAUUUUAAAUAAUAAUGAAAAUCAUCCAGUUGUAACUACAGCUACUACCAGUACACAUAUGCCAAAGGAUCAUGAUGAUUAUUCUAAGAGAACCAAUAAUGCAAAGGAUUGGGAGAAUGUCAUUGAGAAUGCAAUUAAAAAUGUUACCUCUAGAUUAACCCCAAAUUGUGAAUUCGAAUUGAAUUUAGCAAAUGAAGAAGAAGCUUGUUCAGUGGUCCCUGAUCCUGUAGAAAUAGAUUGGAAAUUACCAACGGAACUAUAUAAUGAUAACGAUUGGAUUGGUCUCUACAGCGUAAUAAGUACGAGAAAUAACCGUGAAUUCACUCGUGUUCCUUCUUUUGGCCAUUGGGUACAUACUAAGGAUCAUGUUGUAGAACAUACAGACGAUUUUGUUCGUGGUAAGAUUGUUUUUGAUGCGUUAUUAUUGUAUUAUGAAGUUGGAACCUAUGAGUUCAGAUAUCAUUCUAAGGAUACUCAUAAAGUAUUGAUGAUAUCCACCCCGUUCCAAGUAAGAUUACCACAAUUAGACACAUCCGAUGAAGCAGUUCUAAGAGAGUCAUUAUUGACAUUUUUACAAGCAGCACAAGUUAUUAAAGAUGAGAAAUUCUUCGAUUAUGAAAAUGGUAAUAAAUAUUUCAACAUUAAGUCUUUACAAAGAGUUAUCAAAAAUAGCAUUGGUGUAGAAUUAUCCAAUGAAUAUAUUAGAAAGGUAAAUGGUGAUGUAGACAUCAUGGCAAACAGAAUCUGGGAUAUAAAGAAAAUCUUAGAUGAAUUAGAAUAG